CAUGCUGAUUGAAUCACCAAACCCCUUUUCGAUUUCGACUCUGCAAACACACACUACACGCACUCACACACACCUACAGAUCACCCCCAAGGUGAAGGCGGCACACCCCUUCCGCCUCGACACCACGUCCCCGUUUCCCCCAAAUCACCCAAUCACUCCUCGAUUCGCAGGUGCAGUAGAGAGAGAGAGAGAGAGAAAGGAGAAAGGAAACGGACGUGAAUCCGGCCUCGUAUGCGCUUGGGCUAGGGGGAAUAGCGGAAUAGCAUCAGCAUGCACUGCAUAAGGUAGCGUGGGUUGGAGUUGCUCCGUGAAAUUGAGUGAAUUGGACAAUACGAUGUCGCAUCAGGUCGUUGAGGUGAGGAGGGAGGCGCUGGCCCCAUGCAUGACAUGCCCUCUCUGCCACAAGCUCUUCCGCGACGCCACCACAAUUAUCGAAUGCCUCCACACUUUUUGCAGGAAAUGCAUUUACAAGAAGCUUUCAGACGAGGAAAUGGAAUGUUGUCCAGUAUGCAAUAUCGACUUGGGAUGUGUAGCAUUGGAGAAGUUGAGACCGGAUCAUAAUUUCCAAGAUGUGCGGGCAAAAAUAUUUCCACAUAAGAGGAUAAAACUUAAGGCCCCUGAGGUAGUGACUCCUGUUGCAUUGCCUGCUAAGCGGAAGGAAAGAUCUCUUUCAUCGUUGGUGGUCAAUACCCCAAGAGUAUCAACACAGGUCAGCAUGACUGGUAGAAGAUCAAAAUCUGUUGCUAGAAAAGCAUCAAGAGGAUCCAGCUUUACCAUAGAAAGGCCCGUUUUAAAUUCUGUUGUGGACCAACCUGAAAGCUCUAGCUCACAAGAGAUGCUGAACAAAUCAACUCACAAUAAUAGAAAGAACUCCUCUGCAUGUGAGCCAUCUCAUCACAGUCCUGAUAAAGAAGGAAAGAAUUGUUCUGAGCAAUGGGAAGAAAAAGGUGAUUUGUGGAAGCCUUUAACUUGUUUGGUCGAAGCAGCAAGCCGAAGCAAAUCCUCUAAGUUCAACACACUAGAUUCUCAUGUCAAAUCUGAAGAGAAUAAUCCCUAUGAGAAGGAGGGUCUUCUCAGAAAAAACAAAAUAAAGGAACAGAUGAAGAAAUCCAAAAUUAAUGAAGAGAAGAAUUGUAUAGAGCAUACCCCUCAGGAAAUUGAGAGGCCUAAAAAGCUACGCAAAAUCCGGCAGAAAACACAAAAUUUUGGGAACUUCAGGGUUCCGCCUCAGGUUCUGCUUGAUGCUGCCAGUGCUAAAAUUGACAGAAGAAGAAACUGUCCUAUUUGGUUUUCUUUAGUUGCCUCUAACGAACUAGAUGGAGAUGCAUUGCCCUUGCCUCAGAUUUCGGCAAGUUACUUGAGAAUAAAGGAUGGAAGUAUACCAGUUUCGUUCAUUCAAAAGUACCUCAAGAGGAAGUUAGAUCUUACAAAUGAUGUUGAGGUUGAGAUGAAGUGCAUGGGGCAGAGCAUCAUCCCCACACUAACGCUGAACAAUCUGGUUGAUCUGUGGCUUCAAACAACUAGUACAGACAGAGUGAAAGCCACAAUCGGCUCAUCAGCCAAGGACUUCGUGAUGGUGUUGGGCUAUGCUCGCAGGGCACCUGAUUCUUAGGCUCAUCAUGCCCCGAUUUGGCCUUUCACGAGCACCGCACUUCAGCGUUUAGGAGCAAAGUCGCGAUGAGAAUGCAUUGUAAGAUGAGGUGUGAGGAGUGAAUGUGGCAUGUUUAGUGACUUGAAGUACCUGUUUUUAAAUUUUAUUACUACAUGAUUGUGCUCGAGCUCGACUCGUGAAUGCAAAAUGUGCCCUCUUUGUUCAUUAUUACAUUGGACUUUUGACAUAAUUACGUUAUUUAAGUUAUAUGUGAAACUUAACAUAUUUUUUCUUUUUUUAA
Molecule: messenger RNA, 1892 nt
Organism: Salvia splendens (bonfire salvia)
Lineage: Eukaryota; Viridiplantae; Streptophyta; Magnoliopsida; Lamiales; Lamiaceae
Product: E3 ubiquitin protein ligase DRIP2
Exons: 8
Coding region: 335-1612 (425 amino acids)
Molecular function (GO): ubiquitin-protein transferase activity
Source: RefSeq, a predicted model, not a curated record